Sus scrofa (pig) is the source of this 2535-nucleotide messenger RNA. RefSeq names its product pre-mRNA processing factor 31 (gene PRPF31). The record is from RefSeq and is a predicted model, not a curated record. NCBI's taxonomy places the organism in Eukaryota, Metazoa, Chordata, Mammalia, Artiodactyla, Suidae. Gene Ontology annotation, cellular component: U4/U6 x U5 tri-snRNP complex; precatalytic spliceosome; U4 snRNP. Gene Ontology annotation, biological process: spliceosomal tri-snRNP complex assembly; mRNA splicing, via spliceosome.
GGAAAGAGGUGAGUGUGAUGGGGACGAGAGGAGGGCGGGAGGUCGGAUUCCUGGGUCUAGAGGAGGAAGUGUGAAAGUGUCGACCGACUACCCAGAGGCUUCAUAUGCUCCUACAGUGUUACGGCUUUGGGGCCAAAAAAAAUUUCUCAGCGCCCUUAGCGCUUUCCAUGGUGCCUGGGGAGACAGGAUUAAACAAGUCAUUACUUAAAAAAUCACCAACGUGUGAAGCGCCUUAGGGUCCACACAGGGCGCAUGGGAUGUGUUUCACCAAGCAACCUAGGCACUCUGGAGUGGGGUGCAGAAUGUAGAAUGAGAACCGAAGGAUGAGGAAGGUGUUGAGCCGGUUAAAGUGAGGGGAAGAAGUUGGUGAAAGAAAAAAUGUGAGAAGGACUAGUGGUGGGGGCUGCGGCUGGAGAGGUUGGCUGGAAUCCAGCGAGGAUGUGGUACCUGCUACGUGCCAGGUGCUGCGCUGGGCAGUGGGAGUAGCGCGCAAUGAAGAGUACGGACUUAGUGCCUAGUUUCAUUGAAAUUUUCGCUUGAUGGGGAAGAUGGAUAUUAAACAAAAUGUUAGACAUUUAGAGCCUCUUAAGUGUUGAAGCCAACAAAGAGUUCAUAAGAUGUAUAACAACAGCGGGUUAGGCUCUAGUCUUGGUGUCGGAGAAGAUCCACGCUGCAGGAAAUAGCAUCUGUGUCCCUACUUUAGGGAUGAAAAAGUUAUAUAUUCAGAGACUCAGAGAGAGGAGACCAUAUUGAGCCCACAGGCCUUGGCAUGUCGCUGGCGGACGAGCUCCUGGCUGACCUUGAGGAGGCGGCAGAGGAGGAGGAAGGGGGAAGCUAUGGGGAGGAGGAGGAGGAGCCGGCAAUCGAGGAUGUGCAGGAGGAGACACAGCUGGAUCUCUCCGGGGACUCGGUCAAGAGCAUCGCCAAGCUGUGGGACAGCAAGAUGUUUGCUGAGAUCAUGCUGAAGAUCGAGGAGUACAUCAGCAAGCAGGCCGAUGCCGCGGAAGUGAUGGGACCGGUGGAGGCGGCCCCCGAGUACCCGGUCAUCGUGGACGCCAACAACCUGACAGUGGAAAUCGAGAACGAGCUGAACAUCAUCCAUAAGUUCAUCCGGGACAAGUACUCAAAGCGAUUCCCCGAGCUGGAGUCUCUGGUCCCCAAUGCGCUGGAUUACAUCCGCACCGUCAAGGAGCUGGGCAACAGCCUGGACAAGUGCAAGAACAACGAGAACCUGCAGCAGAUCCUGACCAACGCCACCAUCAUGGUGGUCAGCGUCACCGCCUCCACCACCCAGGGGCAGCAGCUGUCGGACGAGGAGCUGGAGCGGCUGGAGGAGGCCUGCGACAUGGCGCUGGAGCUCAACGCCUCCAAGCACCGCAUCUACGAGUACGUGGAGUCUCGGAUGUCCUUCAUCGCGCCCAACCUCUCCAUCAUCAUCGGCGCCUCCACCGCCGCCAAGAUCAUGGGUGUGGCCGGCGGCCUGACCAACCUCUCCAAGAUGCCCGCCUGCAACAUCAUGCUGCUCGGCGCCCAGCGCAAGACGCUGUCCGGCUUCUCGUCCACCUCGGUGCUGCCACACACCGGCUACAUCUACCACAGCGACAUCGUGCAGUCCCUGCCCCCGGAUCUCCGGCGGAAAGCGGCCCGGCUGGUGGCCGCCAAGUGCACGCUGGCAGCGCGCGUGGACAGUUUCCACGAGAGUACGGAGGGGAAGGUGGGCUACGAGCUCAAGGAUGAGAUCGAGCGCAAGUUCGACAAGUGGCAGGAGCCGCCGCCCGUGAAGCAGGUGAAGCCGCUGCCUGCGCCCCUGGACGGGCAGCGCAAGAAGCGAGGCGGCCGAAGGUACCGCAAGAUGAAGGAGCGGCUGGGGCUGACCGAGAUCCGCAAGCAGGCCAACCGCAUGAGCUUCGGGGAGAUCGAGGAGGACGCCUAUCAGGAGGACCUGGGCUUCAGCCUCGGCCACCUGGGCAAGUCAGGCAGUGGGCGGGUGCGGCAGACGCAGGUGAACGAGGCCACCAAAGCCAGGAUCUCCAAGACACUGCAGCGGACCCUGCAGAAGCAGAGCGUGGUGUAUGGCGGAAAGUCCACCAUCCGAGACCGCUCCUCGGGGACCGCCUCCAGCGUGGCCUUCACCCCGCUCCAGGGCCUGGAGAUCGUGAACCCACAGGCAGCGGAGAAGAAGGUGGCUGAGGCCAACCAGAAGUAUUUCUCCAGCAUGGCCGAGUUCCUCAAGGUCAAGGGCGAGAAAAGCGGCAUCAUGUCCACCUGAGGGGCGGCGCCCUGGGUGGUUGCCCGCUGAAGGGACACAGAGGCCCCCCCCUUUCUGAAGGGGUCAGGAUGGGGCUGGGAGGUGGCGGCAGGGAGAGCCGCCAGGCCGUCGCCGGUGCUGGGAUGUCAGGAGGCCCAGCCCCCAAGCACGGAGAAUGCCGCCUCCCUCAGACACCAGAGCCAGGCUUCGUCACGCGUCCUUUUUAACUGGGAAAGGAGAUACUCUGGGGGGAAAGUGCGAUUAAAAGCACAUCAUCAGGACCUGUC